Echinostoma caproni is the source of this 672-nucleotide messenger RNA. The record is from the annotation of a GenBank genome assembly. Lineage: Eukaryota; Metazoa; Platyhelminthes; Trematoda; Plagiorchiida; Echinostomatidae.
AUGGGCUGGUAUUGGGGUCCGUUGAGCUUUCAAGAGGCGCAAAUCCUGUUGGCUAAACGACCUGACGGAACAUUUCUGGUUCGAGAUAGCGGACACGCCACCUAUAUCCUAAGUCUGAGUUUCCGAGUCCGAGGUGAAACGUAUCAUACGAGGAUUGAACACAGCCAAGGUCGGUUUAGCUUCUGGUCCCAACCGCAAUCGCACAGUGCCAACACCAUGGUUGAAUUCAUUGAGAAAGCGGUGGCUCAUUCAAUAAGCGGACAGUUCCACUAUUUUCUACAAAGCAGCGCUCAAGGUCAACCUCCUGUGGAAGUUCCACUACUCUUUCCGCUCUCUCGGUUUCAGGUGGUCCCCUCUCUAAGGCAUCUGGCUCGGUUCACUAUACUAUCAUUCGUCCGUCGAGACCACAUUGAUGAACUCCCACUGCCCAAAACACUACUGUCUUAUUUGAAAGAGAAGCAGUUUUAUGUGGAAUCUUUGGAAGCAUUUGAAGAAGCGAUCCGGGAUCGACCACCAUUGGAAUUUCGACCGCGGCCAAUUGUCCCUGAGCAGGUGGUGAACAGAACCUCUACUCCGCGUCAUUUAAACAGCGUGAGUGUGGUCAGCCAAGAUAGCAGCAGUAGUAGCAGCAGCAACAAUACUGGAUCAACCAUAGCACGCAAUCCUUCGUAG